AUGCGACAAUUAUCACAGUGCACUAUCCACCUCCUGUACACGGUAUUGCUCCUAACCCAUUACAGUACCAAGGGUCGUCUACACCAUGUACCCAACACCUCCACACCCCCUCCCCUUCCCGCGUGCCGCCACGCCCCCCGCCCCACUGCCACACGGCCUCCCGCACCCCCGCCUCCAUCGCUCCGACACGGGUCCUCAGUGCCGCGUGUGUGCACCAGAAAGAGUGAGAGCAACAAACCGAGUUGCUACGAACACUUCCCCCCGUCCGCACACGCUCCCACCGCUCCCAGCGUCUCACUACCGUUGGCACAACCUCUCCCCAUCCAUCUUCAUCUACCGCACGCGUCCCGCUUUGCCUCUCGCCGCGCACCAGCUUCCGCUGUGUCCCCCCCGGCACUCCCUACAACAUAUGCACUCCCGUCCUCUUGCGUGUCUCUCACGCCGCCUCCUUCCAGCCACACACUGGCGUCGUCACGCAUUCGAUACGCUCCGUGA
This is a messenger RNA of Chondrus crispus (carragheen), 495 nucleotides long. RefSeq lists its product as hypothetical. The transcript has a single exon. NCBI's taxonomy places the organism in Eukaryota, Rhodophyta, Florideophyceae, Gigartinales, Gigartinaceae. The coding region runs from base 1 to 495 and encodes 164 amino acids. The record is from RefSeq and is a predicted model, not a curated record.